AGUUCUGAAUCUGUCCUUCAUACUAACACGGCACGUUCGAUCAACAUUUCAUUUAUCCAUCGAUCUAUCGCCAUCGGCUUGCUAUGAUCUGUUAGCUUUACUAUGCUUCUGAUGACUCAUUAAUCCUUUCUUCCCCAUUUUCUUAUAUUUCCUUUUUCUCUCCUCUUUUUUUUAUUUUUUUUUUCAAUUCUCACACGAUUCUUUUGGAUAUUAAUUUGACGAGCAGAGCUACAAAUCUAUUCCUACCAUCAUUUGUUCUUGCUCCUUCGCCACACCCACAUUAAUCCUCUUCUUUUUUUUCCCCUUCUUUUAUCAAAAUUAAUCCUCUUGUUUACCUCUAACCCCAAAAAAAUAGAAGGGAAGGGAAUUCCGGUUUUAUCGUCUUGAUUUAGGGUCAUAUACACCCCUCGCCGGGAUCUCAAAGUUGGAGUAGCACCAUGGAUAUGCAUGGUAAUUCUCACCCUGAUUCUGGAAAACUAGAACAAAUUAUUUCCCAGUUUCUAUUGAAGAGCUUGCACAUCAUCUUGGACUCAAGAAUCCCUUCUCUUCGUCCCCAUGAUCGCAGCAGGGAACUUCCUUCCACUUCUCGUGUCAAAAAGAGCGACAAAUGGUUCAAUUUAGUUCUCGGAGACCGCCCUGCUGCUCUCGAUAACUUGAAUUUUUGGCACAGAAAUCUCACGGAUCCCAUGAUAAUUGAUGUUCUACUUGUUCGCCAACCGUCUACUCCGUCUGCAUCCACGGACAAUUUGUAUGCUGGGACAUCUGUGGAGACAGUUAUAGAGAGGUGGAUUGUUCAGUAUGAGUCCCUGCGGGUUAUGCCUCCCCAGACCGGUGAAAAUUCUGCCUCUUACAAGAAGACAUAUAAGAAGUCCAUCAUACUUUUACGCUCUCUUUACUCUCAUAUGAGGCUUCUCCCCGCAUACAGGGUCUUUCGCCAGCUAAGCUCAUCUACUCAAACUUACAAUUUCCAUAUCAUUUACAAAGUUUCUUCAUUUUGCGAACCGUUCUCCAGGGCUGAUGAGGAAGUAAUGAAGGAGCUCAGUUUUAGCCCUGUUGAGGCCCUUCCUGGCCGCCUUUGUGUAUCUGUGACCUAUCGUUCGACACUAUCUGAUUUCAAGCUUGAGCCCGUGACAACGAUGACACCAAAGAUUAUAAUGGACUAUGUCGGUAGCCCCACCACAGAUCCUCUUAGGUCUUUACCCUCUUCAGAGAAGGGCGUGGGUGCUACGUCCUUUCUAUUGAGAGGAAUGCAACCACAUGUUUCUCCUCCUUUUCCACGCCCGCAUAGCUGGACAAGCGGCUUCCAUAGAGCAGCUCAUAUGGUGAACCAACCAGUUGGUGGAUCUCCGCCAGCUUAUCGCAAAUCUCGCAUGCCAUGUGAUUUUCCAUCCCCCUCUAAUGAUAUUUACGGUCAUAGAGUCCAAAACUAUAGACCAUCAACUCCUCAAAAGGCCAAUUAUCAUGAUGAGUACCAGCUUUCUCCUCCAUUCUCAUCAUCCAUGUCCCCUUCUACGCCAACGCACUUUUACAACGGUAGUCCUGUCCUAGCUCGUGAUACUUCAGAAACUGCACCCGUUACUAUUCCACUUCCUAUAUCAGACGGCAGAAGUUCGAGAUACCUGUCUCCUAACUUUUCUGAUUCAAGUAGGCAUUCUCUUCCACCUUUAUCUCCCAGAAGCACAAGGCAUGAUUCAUCAUCACAGGAGUCUCCUUCUGGAAUUCGAUCAAUCAAGAAAUUAGAAGCUAUAAGGUUUGCGGAGUUGAACUCUGGCAAUGCAAAUCAUUAUUCUGGUCAGAAGUUGUUAAGAGAUAGCAAAGAUGAUUCAGGGCGGUUCUCAGGGUUGUUAUCUUCUAGUGGCUCUCCACGCGUUGGUUUUUCCAGAAGUUCAAGUAGAUUAUCUUUCCAAGAUGACUUAGAUGAUGAUGAUGAUUUCUCGUGUCCUUUUGAUGUUGAUGAUGUUGAUACAUCAGAUUCUCAUGCCAGUCAGAACCUUUAUGGGAAGAAAAACUUGGAGUCCAGUUCCCACACUGCAUCAAUAGGGAAAAAAUCUCAAGAUGCUGCCGUUGGUAUCCUUGUUCACAUGCUGAGGACAGCACCUCCUCUGCGUCAAGAUCCAAGCUGUUACUCAUCCCACUCCUUGAGGACUGAUGUAGAGGAAGGGAUGAGCACAGCUUCUGGGUUUUUUUUGCCGAGAAAGACAGCAGAUGCGCUGGAAGAGCUCCGGAGUUACAGAGAAAUGAAAGACCUCUUGCUUUCAAAGAGUGGAACUCGGGUGGUCAGAAAAGAAGAAGCUUAAUUGCAGCUGGUUCUGGCAGGUUCAUUGUCUUAGAGAGACUUUGAUUUGUUAAGGGAAAGGUACACGAGGGAAUUGUUCUAAUCAAAAUAAUAAACUGCAGAAGCUCCAACAUAACGCAGUUAAUCUUACAUUUAUAACGUAACAGAUCAUUUUGUGGAGAGGGAUUAACAUAUUAUGUACAUAUCAAUUCAUGAUAGAAAUUUGUAAUGUUGAUCAAGUCAAUUACCGGAUUUAGUGGA
This is a messenger RNA of Populus euphratica (Euphrates poplar), 2536 nucleotides long. Its product is annotated as autophagy-related protein 13-like. Lineage: Eukaryota; Viridiplantae; Streptophyta; Magnoliopsida; Malpighiales; Salicaceae. Bases 438 to 2297 code for a protein of 619 amino acids. The transcript has 3 exons. The record is from RefSeq and is a predicted model, not a curated record. Gene Ontology annotation, biological process: piecemeal microautophagy of the nucleus; mitophagy; autophagosome assembly. Gene Ontology annotation, cellular component: phagophore assembly site; Atg1/ULK1 kinase complex; cytosol.